This is a messenger RNA of Protopolystoma xenopodis, 252 nucleotides long. Lineage: Eukaryota; Metazoa; Platyhelminthes; Monogenea; Polystomatidea; Polystomatidae. The record is from the annotation of a GenBank genome assembly.
AUGACUCUUGCAAAAAUAUGCAUUAAAUUCCCUACCACCCUUAAAUUCUUAAAUUCAAAACGUGUAAUUCUUGAUGGCCAGAUUAUCUUCGCUGCCCAUGGUGCUAUCGUGCCUUUGAUCGUGAUGUCGCAUUGCGACACGCUGGUACAUGCGCCCAGAAGACAGCAGAGUCAGGAGGAUUUGCGCCCUUGCCUCUUGGAAGACCCGUGGCGGCCACUCGAAAGGGAAAAACAGACAGAGCUUGGCAAGUAA